This is a messenger RNA of Penicillium digitatum Pd1, 1629 nucleotides long. Lineage: Eukaryota; Fungi; Ascomycota; Eurotiomycetes; Eurotiales; Aspergillaceae. The record is from RefSeq and is a predicted model, not a curated record.
AUGAAGGUAAUCAAAGCGCUUUACGACUACCAACCCGAGCUGGGAACCUCGCAGGAAUUGGCAUUCAGCAAGGGAGAUUUCUUUCACGUUAUAAGCAGGGAGGACGAUUCGGAUUGGUACGAAGCGUGCAAUCCGCUGAUCCCUAGUGCUAGGGGGCUUGUACCCGUCUCCUUUUUUGAGGUUAUCGGCAAAAACGAGAGGGAUAGUGGGGGUUCCGGCGACCUGGCCAAGGACCACUACGAUUCCGGGUUCUCCGACCGCGGUUUUUCCCAAGAUUCUCCCAUCACCAAUAACGGCGCAUUCAGAAUGUCUGCACUCAAGGGCCAAGGCGCCAUGGUUUACGGAAUUGUUCAGUACGAUUUUCAGGCGGAGCGACCCGAUGAAUUAGAUGCGAAGGCGGGCGAAGCUAUUAUCGUCAUCGCUCAAUCUAACCCGGAGUGGUUUGUCGCCAAACCCAUCGGCCGUCUCGGUGGCCCAGGCUUGAUCCCCGUCUCUUUCAUCGAAUUGCGUGAUAUGCAAAGCGGACAGGCUGUGGCCGACCCGCUUGAUGCCGUGCGACGCGCCGGUGUUCCCAAGGUUGAAGAAUGGAAGAAGAUGACGGCAGAAUACAAGAAUAGCAGUAUCACAUUGGGCAAAAUCGACCCUGGUCACGGCGGUAGCACUUCGGGUAUGGAAAACAUGUCCAUGAGCCGCCAGAGUCAAAUGAGUCAAAAUGGCAAUGUUUAUGAGCACCAACGUAAUGCCAGCAAGGGAACUUUGUCACAAGUGCCCAUGUCGCAACAGGGCUCUCAGCUUCUCAUCCCCGUCUCUGCCUACAUUCCGCGCUACUGUUUCGACAACGAUAAGUAUUGGUACAUCAUCGAGGCGAAGAUGGAAGACGGUCGCUGCUGGGAGCUGUCGCGUUACUACCACGAUUUCUACGACUUCCAGAUCGCCCUUCUGACUCAAUUUGAAGACGAAGCUGGCAACCGUGGCCGUGGACGAACCCUCCCUUUCAUGCCGGGUCCCGUCACCCACGUCACAGACGCAAUUUCCAAUGGUCGACGACAGAACUUGGACGAAUACAUCAAGAAGCUCCUGUCUAUGCCCCCGCAUAUCUCGCGUUGUCAACUCGUGUGCGAACUCUUCUCGCCCAGAGAAGGCGACUUCGAAAUCGACCCUGAAGCGUUUGGCGAGGACGCCCGGUUCUCGGAUGGAUCUCAACACUCCGUUGGCGUGGAUCCCCAACAAACCGUGUCGCGCCAGUCUUCGCAGCAGCAAAUCAACGCGUCUGUGGAGCAAGUAUCUCAGCAGCGUGCCUCGGCGCCCCCGCCACAUGCCAAUGGUGGCCCGCCGCCUGUGAAUCGUCAAACCAGUUCCAUCGCUCAGGCCCCUGGCACAUCAGCCAACAGCGCCAUGAAGGUCAAGGUGUUCUUCCAGGAUGACCUGAUUGCGAUCCGCAUCCCAUCUGGCGUGAGCAUGCAGCACCUCAAGGACAAGCUAUGCGACCGGUUGAAGAUCCAGGACGACAUUAUUGUGCAGUACCGUGACGAAUCCUCUGGCUCCUACGUCGAUCUCUUCACAGAUCAGGAUCUGGAUAACGCCAUGCAGCGGAACACCAAGCUGACUCUCUUCGUCAGCGUUGCAUAA